Messenger RNA from Endocarpon pusillum Z07020, 849 nucleotides. RefSeq lists its product as uncharacterized. The transcript has a single exon. Gene Ontology annotation, molecular function: histone H2A acetyltransferase activity; histone H4 acetyltransferase activity; protein N-terminal-serine acetyltransferase activity. Bases 1 to 849 code for a protein of 282 amino acids. Gene Ontology annotation, cellular component: nucleus. The record is from RefSeq and is a predicted model, not a curated record. Lineage: Eukaryota; Fungi; Ascomycota; Eurotiomycetes; Verrucariales; Verrucariaceae.
AUGCCAUCCCACAAACGCCUACAUUCGCGCUCUGAAGCCAAGUUGGACCAACCAGCCAUAGUCAAACGGCCCAAACGAACCCUCAAACCGAAAGAGAAAAGCCUGGUGGAGCGCAUCAACGCCCUGAGCGUCGCCCAGUUCUACGACCAGUUCUUUCCGCCCUCCGUCGCGGGAACGGUAGGGUCACCAACGAACCUCCACAUCACCCUCUCAACAUGGAAAGAAAUGUCAUCACCCUUUCGCGAAGCUUGUGUCGACCUCCUCAAACUGACCAGCCGGGACCACUACCACAGCUCUGAGAAAGGCUGGUCCCGUGCGAAGAAGUUGAAGGAGAUGGGUCAUCCUGCUAUGAAGUAUCUGCUUCUCCGCCCUGUCCCUGCCGCCCCUCCAACAGUGAAGGAGGGUAAGCUAGCAGGCCCAGAGCAGACUGAGGGGUUCUUGUCCUUCAUGAUCACGGAAGAGGAUCGUUCUGAAGUCAUUUACUGUUAUGAGCUUCAUUUGCAGCCAAGCUUACAAGGAAAAGGGGUGGGAAGGAGGAUGAUGGAGGUGAUGGAGAUGAUUGGUUCGAGGGUAGGGGUGGAGAAAGCUAUGUUGACUGUGUUUCGAUCGAAUGACAGGGCUGUUGAGGCUUAUGAGAGAUGGGGUUAUCGGGUUGAUGAUUUCUCGCCUGAACCGAGGAAGUUGAGGGAUGGGACGGUGAAGGAGCCGAGUUAUGUCAUUCUAUCGAAGGGGAGGGAAGGAUUUGCAAGGGAAGAAAGGGCCCAUGAACAGAACGAUCCUGGUGGGUUGUCGAAAUCAGCUGAUGAGAAUGUAACAGACAACAAAACAGCAAGCGCACAGCAUGGCUGA